AUGGUGUUAUUAGCAGUUUGUGAUGCUCAUUAUACUUUCACUGUGGUGGAUAUUGGCGGAUAUGGAAGAGAUAAUGAUGCAUCUAUUUUUGGUGAAUCAUAUAUUGGGCAAGUAUUUCAACAAGAAUUAAUCCAAUUGCCACAACCAGAGUCAAUCAAUGGCAUUCAACUUCCAUAUACCUUAGUCGGUAAUGAGAUAUUUCCACUAAAGGAAUGGUUAAUGAAACCAUACCCUGGUAGCCACCUAAUUUUGGAAAAGCGAAUCUACAAUUAUCGACAAUCAAGAGCUCGUUGUACCAUCGCAAAUACAUUUGGUAUCCUAGCAGCAAAAUGGAGAAUCUUUCGACGCCCCAUUCGUGCUACUCAAGAAACUGUUGAAAGAAUUAUUAAAGCAACUGUAUGUCUUCAUAACUACGUCAGGUUAACAGAUAAUGCACAUUAUGUACCAACUGGUUUUGUAGACAGUGAAAACAACAAUGGUGAAAUUAUUCCAGGAGAUUGGAGGGAUAUUGUUAAUAUUGCCAAUGAUACAAGCUUAGCAUUAAGAAGUAGGAACCACGUUAGUGGAAACAGAUAUACCUUUGAGGCUGAUACAGCACGAAACAAUUUCUUGCAGUAUUUUAACAGUAAAGAGGGUGAAUUACCUUGGCAAUUACAACAUGUUGAAGAUAACACUAGAAUAACUGAUUAA
Messenger RNA from Amphimedon queenslandica, 690 nucleotides. RefSeq names its product protein ALP1-like. The transcript has a single exon. Lineage: Eukaryota; Metazoa; Porifera; Demospongiae; Haplosclerida; Niphatidae. Bases 1 to 690 code for a protein of 229 amino acids. The record is from RefSeq and is a predicted model, not a curated record.